GCCCAAAAGUCAACGCGUCGUCUCUCCCUCUACUCCUUCACCCCUUCUUCCUGUCUUCUUCUCGCUCUGUCUCUCUCUCUCUCUGCCAUGAAAUUUCAGAUAUAGGGCAUAGAACAACACUGCGAUUUUCUGUGUAAUUUGUGAUUUUUUUUUUUUGAUGGGUAACGGGUUGGGGAAGAUCAGCGUCUGCUUCACCGGCAAUGAUGGAGUUCGCCGGAGAAAAGACAUGUCCAUCGUCAUUUCCGACCCAAUCGACGAUCUGGGUCACUCCUUCUGCUACGUCAGACCCGACCCGAAUCAUAUAUCUUCCUCCAAAGUCCACUCGGAGGAGACCACAACUUUCCGAUCAAUCUCCGGCGCCUCCGUCAGCGCCAACACUUCAACCCCUCUCUCCACAGCCUUCGUCGAUCUCUACAGCUACAACAGCAUCGAUCGAGCCUCGGCUUUCGAGAGCUCGACCUCCUUCGCUUCCAUUCCUCUCCAACCAAUUCCUCGGAAUUCGAUGUGUUCCGGUCCCUUACCGGCGACGAAUUCGUGGGGAAUUCCGGUUUCGGGUCCGAUCGAAAGAGGGUUUUUGUCGGGGCCGAUUGAGAGAGGGUUCUUCUCGGGUCCAAUCGAAAAGGGUUGUUCAGAUCAGUUCCAGAGGAGUUACUCUCAUGGUGGUUUUGCUUUCCGAUCCAGAUCGAGAAAAGGGUCGUUGAUUCGAGUUCUACAGAGAGCGAUAUCGAAGACGAUUUCUAGAGGGCAAAACUCCAUUGUCGCGCCGAUUAAAAGCGUUAUUUCUAUGAAAGAACAGGAUUGGAUUGUUGGGUCUGAGAAGCAAAAUGAACUCACAGUCAGUAGUGUGAAUAAUCUGAGCAGUGAUGGUAGCUUAGACGAUGAUGAUUCGCUGGAGAGUCAGAAUCUUCAAUGGGCACAAGGGAGAGCUGGGGAGGAUCGAGUUCAUGUGGUUGUUUCGGAGAAACAUGGAUGGGUUUUCGUUGGAAUUUAUGAUGGAUUCAACGGCCCUGAUGCGCCUGAUUAUCUUCUCUCGAAUCUGUACUCUGCUGUUCAUAAGGAGCUCAAGGGUUUGUUAUGGGAUGACAAGAACGAGUCUUCCAAUUCUGGUUCCUCUGUUCCUUCUGAAAACUCUAACCCAGAAAUGGAAUAUGGAUUUUCAAGGGAAGCCUGUUCGCGGUGCGUCGAUCAAGAGAAUUAUCCUUGUGGAGGUGGCGAUUUGAAUUGCGAAUCGAAUUCGAAGAAAAAUUGGGGAAAGAAUGCCAAGAGUAUGUUCAAAGGGGCGGCGAAGAAAUGGGAGGAGAAUCAGAGGAGGUGGAGGUGCGAAUGGGAUCGCGAGAGGUUAGAGCUUGAUCGGAGAUUGAAAGAACAGUUGAAUCGAAAUGGGUCGAAUGGUUCGGGGCAAAUCAAUCACUCUGAUGUGUUGAAAGCUCUGUCUCAAGCAUUGAGGAAAACAGAGGAGGCCUAUUUGGAUAUUGCAGACAAGAUGCUCGACGAAAAUCCGGAGUUGGCAUUGAUGGGUUCUUGUGUUCUUGUAAUGCUAAUGAAGGGUGAGGAUGUUUAUGCGAUGAAUGUAGGCGAUAGUCGAGCAGUGUUGGCUCAGAAAGCAGAGCCAGAUCUUUGGCGACAAGACUUGGAGAGAAUCAAAGAAGAAACACUGCAUGAUCUUGAAGUACAUGAUGGUGAUCGAUCCAACACAACGCCCAAUUUAAGUGCUUUUCAGCUCACCAUGGAUCAUAGCACCUCUGUGGAGGGGGAAGUACAAAGAAUAAAGAGUGAGCACCCGGAUGAUGCUUGUGCAAUGAUGAAUGAUCGCGUGAAGGGUUCGUUGAAGGUCACUCGAGCUUUCGGGGCUGGCUUUCUUAAGCAGCCUAAAUGGAAUGAUGCUCUUCUUGAGAUGUUUAGAAUUGACUACAUUGGAACUUCCCCGUACAUCUCUUGUCUCCCAACUCUUUACCAUCACAGAUUGGGGCCACGAGACAGGUUUCUGAUUUUAUCAUCUGAUGGGCUUUAUCAAUACUUCACAAAUGAAGAAGCCGUUUCUGAGGUUGAACUUUUCGUCGAAUGGUCACCUGAGGGAGACCCCGCUCAACAUCUAGUUGAGGAACUUCUGUUUCGUGCUGCAAAGAAAGCCGGUAUGGACUUUCAUGAGUUGCUCGAAAUACCACAAGGUGAUCGGCGUCGUUACCAUGAUGAUGUUUCGAUCAUUGUUAUUUCUUUGGAAGGGAGGAUAUGGAGAUCAUGUGUAUAGUUUAGCCACAAGAGAUAUAGAGGACAUUUGCAAAAGGCGAAAAACAUUCGGGGCAUCCAUUUUUGAGUUUUUAUCCUUCUCACCUUUGUGCAAAAUGUACUGGGUGGUGGGGAUUGUAAAGGCGUAAAAGCUGCAUCAUCUUGACCUUAAACUGCAAUAGAAAAUUGUAAUUUUUCUAAUAAAAGACAUUCCUAGAAGAUAAAAUUUUGUUUACACAAUUUUUGGGUUAUAUAUUUGAUUUAUUUAUUUUGUUCUUA
Molecule: messenger RNA, 2505 nt
Organism: Camellia sinensis
Lineage: Eukaryota; Viridiplantae; Streptophyta; Magnoliopsida; Ericales; Theaceae
Product: putative protein phosphatase 2C 23
Biological process (GO): protein dephosphorylation
Molecular function (GO): protein serine/threonine phosphatase activity
Source: RefSeq, a predicted model, not a curated record